Vitis riparia (riverbank grape) is the source of this 750-nucleotide messenger RNA. Its product is annotated as dnaJ homolog subfamily C member 14-like. The record is from RefSeq and is a predicted model, not a curated record. The coding region runs from base 1 to 750 and encodes 249 amino acids. The transcript has 2 exons. Lineage: Eukaryota; Viridiplantae; Streptophyta; Magnoliopsida; Vitales; Vitaceae.
AUGGGUCUGGGGCAGCACGUAGGCUCCAUUAAGCAAAAGAACAAACAACCGCCACCCUUAGACAUCUUUACACGUAGCCGCUCCAAAGAUGCCAACACGCUGCAAGGAGGACACCCACAACCAUUUAGAGCACUCUCCAAUAGAAGCAAUGAUCAACAACCUGCACCAUCGACAAGGGAUCCACAACACGGACAAGCAUGCAAGUCAAGAGAGCAGCAACCGCACCACCAUAGAGGAAUUCCAGAGAAAAAAAUCAGCAAGCACCUGAUCGUAGUGCAAGAGUUUGAGAACAUAGACGUUUCUCUACUAAAGCGGGAAUAUAGGAAAAAGGCAAUGCUCGUCCAUCCUGAUAAAAACAUGGGCAACGAGAAGGCUGCAGAAGCUUUUAAAAAGCUUCAAAAUGCAUAUGAGGUUUUACUUGACUCUCUGAAGCGAAAGGCAUAUGAUGAUGAAUUAAGGAGGAAGGAGUUGCUAAACUGUUUCCGUAGAUUUCAGACUGCCUCUCAAAAGAAUGGAAGGCAUGGUCCUUUUACCUCUGGAUUCCCCCGCUCAGAAGCUGAAGUUGAGGAUCCCUUUGGAGGGUCAAGACGAAUAGCCUGCAAAAAGUGUGGCAACUUUCAUGUUUGGGUUCACACCAAGAAAUCAAAGUCUCGAGCAAGAUGGUCCCAGGAUUGCAAGGAUUUUCAUCAGGCCAAGUACUGGAGAUCCCAAUGUUUCCACAAGAACAAAGGAAGGACCCGAGGAAUUUAA